AGCCGCCGACGCCGGGUGAUUCGGGAACCAUGGCCGCCCCAUCACUGGCGCUCGAGGUGUUCCUCUACUUUGGAAAGCUCUGGGAUGUGGUCUUCUGGCUCAUCUCCUUCAUGGUGUUCUGCUACAAAGGGUACAACCUUCCUUACCCGGGGAACGCGUACGAGAUGGAGUUCACGUACCUGUUCAUGUACUUGCUGGUGGAGCCCCCGCGGCUGUUCCUGGGAUCGCAGGGCAACAAGAGCGUGCGGGCGGGGCCGCUGUGGGCGUCCAUGGUGCUCGCCGGGUUCGUGCUCUUCAUGCACGUCUACUACAUCGUCGCGCAGACCUUCGUGCUUCGGGUGGACUACUGGAUGAACGUGAUCAGCCUCGUGUUUCUCUCGGCGCAGUUUCUGUUGUCGGGGACGCAGGCGCUGGACUUUAUGCGCGGCGCGUGACGACGACGAGGGGAAAACGUGCUUCGGGUGCGGCAUCGAUAGGGGGGGGAGGACCGCGUCGACACGUACACAUAUCGCUAGCGUUGUAACAGGAGGAGGAGAGGUCUCCUCGGGU
This is a messenger RNA of Micromonas commoda, 549 nucleotides long. RefSeq lists its product with no specific name. Bases 30 to 434 code for a protein of 134 amino acids. The transcript is spliced from 2 exons. NCBI's taxonomy places the organism in Eukaryota, Viridiplantae, Chlorophyta, Mamiellophyceae, Mamiellales, Mamiellaceae. Gene Ontology annotation, biological process: non-motile cilium assembly. Gene Ontology annotation, cellular component: ciliary transition zone. The record is from RefSeq and is a predicted model, not a curated record.